AUGGCUAUUGAGGUAAAGUGUGGCAAUCUUCUUAGCGAAAGGCUUCAACUUUGUUGCUGUGUGAAAUUACAUAUACAAAUGCACGAAGGACGUAAUGUCUUCGGGGUGCAACGAAGCGGACAAUGCGGUAUAGACGAUGGGAAGAAACCUCAAAAGUUUUCUGUUGACGUUAAUGAUGAAGAUGUGGAAAGAUUUCAGAAGGCAGUGUUUACAGCAGUCUCCCAUUCUCUCCCAGCGACUGUCAUUGCAGCCGACCUCACAGUCUACGCGAACCGGUCGACGUUUGAGAUGAAGCGACCCCUGAAUCCAGAAUUUGGAAUCGGAGCGUUUGGGUUAUCACAAAGUGAUGCACUUAUCGUGGUUGCUCCUUAUUCGAGGGAUGAGAACGGUGGAUCUCCUUGGAAUAUGCUGGCGGAGGAGUAA
Molecule: messenger RNA, 423 nt
Organism: Plasmopara halstedii
Lineage: Eukaryota; Oomycota; Peronosporomycetes; Peronosporales; Peronosporaceae
Exons: 6
Coding region: 1-423 (140 amino acids)
Source: RefSeq, a predicted model, not a curated record